AUGCUUUCAUUCAUUGGUGCGGGAUUGAGGUUCUUCAACCUUAACUCUCACCUUGUUUCAAAUGAAUUGUCUGGAGAAAAUAUGGGGUUCCAAAUUAAUCUUCCGACUUGCGGUUAUCCAUCUUUUUGGUUUGAUGCAAAUCCCAAAAAUAAAAAAUGUCUCCCGCAGUUGAGGAAAUGUGCUAAACCUUUAAAAUUAUAUGCAAUAUUUGCUUUACCAGAAAGAGGUACUAAAGAGAUAAAACACCCGACUUAUAAAGCUAAUCCUUUUUCUUUUGGCCUUAUUUUAAUUUCCUACUACUCUUUAUCGAAUCUAACCAUACAUAAGAAAUAUUUUUGGGCUUUUGACGGACAGAGAAGCACCAAAUCUUCAAAUUUUACUCAAAAUUCAAUGUACAGAUACUUUAUUACCUAUUUUGAUUUAUCUACUUCUCUGCGUGUUUCACCACUGGCUCAAAUGCGGAACGUGAGCUCGAGGUGUCUAGCAUCUUCUCCUACUUGGCCCGAUUGGUUACAUAAAUUAAGACGUAUUAGUUGUUCUAAUGGACCUGAAGUCACUAGGACAGCAGGUGCUGUGAUUUUAAUUUUGACUACUCCUGUUAUAAACAAUCUUACCACCAUGACUGAUAACAUCUCUCUUGAUGAUGCUUACUUGGUAUUUCAGAAAUUUGCCAUUUUUAUGCAUAUUCUCAAGUUUUCAUUCAAACCAAGAUCGCACUUUUGUUUUAUUAUGGUGUACAUAGUUAAACACUAUUCUGGGAUUCAAAGGCUUAGUUUUCCUAAAUUUUGCCUGAUUUCCCUACGUAGGAUAAUGGAACUCUCCGUGCUGAGCUCUGUCACUGUCAUCCUGAAUUAUGUAUUGCAAUGCAUCAACGGCGGUCUACUAAAUGUCUUCUUUACUCCUACAUAUAACCAAACCUCAAAGCAAACGACGUAUGAAUUUGGCAUGAAUCAAGAUCGUUUGAUGAAAUACGUGAAAGGAGUGCUCACGAUCUCCGGAAAGGAUUUACCCCUUGACGUAUUAAAAACCUUUCCUGAAAGCAUUGGAGGUGGCGAUAAGGGCGUCAAGGAGGCUCAAGAAAACCCUAAUCGAGAGGUUAUUUUCAUCAUUGGACCAGUGGCAGCUGCGAUUAUUAUGCUGAUUGCCAUUCUCGGACUCGUUUUAAUAAGCUUUUGCACCUACGCCACGAAAUGCUGUCAUAGUCACAAGAAAAAGAAACCAAAGAGCGGUGAUAGAGGGAAUAAGUUAUCGGCCAAGUCUGCUAAAAGCUCUGAAGUCGCUGAAGUCCCUGCAGUUGAGGAACACAAAGAAACGCACCAAGAUCUUCCAUAUAAAAGACAAUUUGACAAUGGUUACGACGGAUAUCCCUAUUAUGGAAACGAAGAUUACAAGGAUUCAGGAAGUGAUUCGGACGACAGUGAAGACGAUGAUACAACGACUAGCAAGGACGACGACCCGAAGGUUACAGAUAAAUGCGAAUGGAGCAAUAAAUAUUUACCUUUCUUGUGUAAAAAUGCUACAAAUGAUACUAAAGAUUUGCAGAGACCUGGAAUCAAAAAAAUCUUUUCUUUAUUAAAUACUUUGUGCACAGGAACUGUUGCACGAAAUAAUGAGCAUCACAUCACUGAUGUAAUGCGUACCUUGCUGAAGCAUACCCUAGCCUUUCGAGACUUUCAUGAAGACGAAAGAAGACUUAUUCGACAAAGAAAAGGUACUAGGGCUGCGGACAUGGCCCAAAGGGGGAUCACCUGGUUUGGUACAACAGCCAAGUCGAAAGUGACUCAUCAUUUUUACCUGAGAGAUAAACAACAUUGUAUUACAACUGAUCUGAAAGGGAAAGGCAGACGAUUUAACUGCAUGACAUGGGGAACUUUCCAUGAAAGAACAACUGAAUUUGAAAAACUUUCCUGUGAUGUUCUUCAAUUUCUCUUCUUUCCACCCCCAUCAGACUUGUGUUUUCUUCUUCCUUUGGUCUUUUUAAGGAACUGUGUGGCGAAUGAUCAGGUAAUGUCAAAAUAUGAAGAGAACAAAGCACAUUGGCGCAAUGAAGAUCAGAAUGUGCAUAGUACAUGCAGAAUAAAAAAUGCAGUUCUACAGCCUAAUGUAUUGACUGUUCUUGUAUUCAAUCCUACGGUUCAUAAUGAAUUAUUGGACUAUGAAGAUGUAAUUUUGCAUAAGCAAAUCACGGGUAUUCACAGACUAUUCGCUUGGCCGCUUUUUCAAUGCGCUGGAUGCGAUAGUGCAUUUUCCACCUAUUUAUUUGCUCUUGGUUACUACGCCGUUAAUGUAAAGCAUAGUGCCAUAGAAAUGCUGCAUGAAGUGGCUAGUGUUGCUGUACCUGUUCCUUGCUUUUGUUUUGGCACAAAUAAUUCUGUGGGGAGGAGGCCUCGCUCUGUUGUUCAGGGCAUACUGCUUGACGAAAGUUUCACUGACUGUCUUUUACAAAUAAAAUACCUAAAUCAAAAAUUUUUGCAUUACGAAAAGGCUGCUUGCGAUGAUCUUUGGGUUUCAAAUUUAUAA
Echinococcus granulosus is the source of this 2520-nucleotide messenger RNA. RefSeq lists its product as hypothetical. The transcript is spliced from 14 exons. NCBI's taxonomy places the organism in Eukaryota, Metazoa, Platyhelminthes, Cestoda, Cyclophyllidea, Taeniidae. The coding region runs from base 1 to 2520 and encodes 839 amino acids. The record is from RefSeq and is a predicted model, not a curated record.